Messenger RNA from Komagataella phaffii GS115, 1434 nucleotides. RefSeq lists its product as hypothetical. Gene Ontology annotation, molecular function: protein binding. Bases 1 to 1434 code for a protein of 477 amino acids. NCBI's taxonomy places the organism in Eukaryota, Fungi, Ascomycota, Pichiomycetes, Pichiales, Pichiaceae. The transcript has a single exon. The record is from RefSeq and is a predicted model, not a curated record.
AUGGAAUGCCCUCCAGGUAGAUACUACAACGAUUCAAUAGUACUGCAACACACAGAUGAGAUUAGUUUAGUUUCCCAUAAUGAGAAUUCAGAGUACAAGAACAAUCUAGUAGCCAUAAGCAAGGUUCACCCUCUCCUGUUUUUAUCCUAUAGGCGGCAUAUCCAGAUAUAUCGACUACCUCAGCUCCGUUGGAUAACUACCAUUAGCACCGUGCCAGAGAUUCCUGCAGAAUGGGACACAAGCGCCAGCGUCUUUCCAGACCUACCCUACGAUAUCAAUUACUGCCGCAUUGGCGAGAUCAAUGGAAAGGAAGUUCUUGCAAUAGCGUCUGAUAAUGGAACCGUAAAGUUAUAUUAUACUGAUGCGUUGUCCAAACUAGCUCCCAAUCCACGGAUAAUUAAAGUUGCGGCUGACUUGGAGUUGAGACUCAAGAGGUCGGUCUGGGGUUUGGAUUUUUAUCCGAAAUAUAAUAUGAUAGCAGUGUCUUCCAAUAGUCACUAUGUUACGGUAUUCAGGAUAUUACCUGAUGAAAAAUUUAUCUUUGGAAAUUUGGCAACUCUAUCAAAUAAUAUACCAACCGUUUGUUUCAUUAAAAAUUCUACUGAUUCAAAAACUGAGGUGAGAUUAAUGGCUGGGUCCGUACAGGGAGAAGUUGCCUAUUUUCGAAUAGACGUUAGCCAACACUGCGAAAAUGAGAUAUACGAUUUGCGGCUGAUAAAAGAUUCACCUGUUGAUCAUGGAAACUUCAAAUCAGGGAUAAACUCCUCAAUUCUCUCCUGUUGUCUUUUUUCUGAAAUGAUCUGGACUCUGACAUUUGUAUCCAGUGAGUUUUUCAAGCCAGUGGACUCCCUUGGUAUACCACCAACAUCAUCCUCUAAACGAUACCCGGCAUCAGAUGAAUGGAAUGGAGUGCCGGUCACACAAGGUGGUUGCGACCAUAUAGCUCAUAAGGUAAGCUUUUCAGAUUCAGAAAAACCUGCAGAACAACAUUUGAGUGACGUAUUUUCAGAUGGAAGUACUACACAGGAAGUCCACUUCCAGCCAUCAGGAUUCUGCUUUGGUUCUGCAGAAUUGAUGACUAUUUUGUUAGAGUUUGAUGAUCGCAGAUUGAAAAACAGGUCCAGCUCCUUAAUACGAAACUAUUUGAGAGACAGGUUCCAACAUUCAUGUUUUAUUCCGGAACUGAGUAGCAUGAUUAUUGUUGGAAUGGAGGGAACUGGAUGGUUGUUCCGUCUAGUCCAAACACCCAGCAAGUAUACGUAUCGACAAGAGUUAUGUUUGGGGACAACAGAUUGGGCUCCAAUUGUAGGUGUUGAUUACCAAUUAGUCGAUGAUAACACUGCUAUCUUGUAUAUGGUAAACAUGUACAAUAAAGCAAAGACUUACAAACUCGUUGAUCGGGAAAUAAUGGCUCUAAAUAUUGACUUAUAUUAA